AUGUUUACUGUCCUAAUAUCUAGACAGGAAGACUUCUGUUCUGGCCAGGAUGCGAUUUCAAUUGCUUACGUCGAGAUGAACUGGGAUGGGUCACUACGGUUCAAGACAGAAAUGGCAAAACAGAAGUUUGUCAGUUUGAAGAACAAAACGAAGAGUGUCAACUCGAACUUGAAAGUGAUGUUUUCCAUCGAACACGAGUACGAUGGUAUUGACUUGUACUGGAAAUAUGCACACGAAACUGAUAAGUUCAACUACAUCAAUCUACUUUCUGAUAUCCGAACGAGGUUCAACGCAUUGAACCAUGAAAAUCAACAUCAAUACGUGAUUUCAAUAACAUUACCUGCCGCAAGAAUAGAAGGUUGGGAAUUGGCAUACGAUUUGGAUCAGACUCUCGAAUACGUUGAUUUCAUAAAUGUGUAUUCGAUGGAUUUCUAUGGACCAUGGGAGAAUAGAUAUGGAGAUACUGCAGGUCCAUCUGCUCCUUUGUUUUGUGGAUAUGGUGGAAGAAGGAACUUUAAUGUGGAUCAUACAAUGCAAUACUACGUUUGUAAAUCAAAGAAACCAAACAAGUUUAAUAUUGCAAUACCAUUUUUUGCUAUGCUUUUGAGAAAUGUAACAGGGCAGUUUCGACCGGGAAUUGAUGUGAUUCGUUGGGUUGGACUGAAAGAUGGCAAAGCUGAGGGAAACGCCUACAUGUCGAUGGUAGCUGGGGAGCAAGCAAGAUGGAAACUGGACAAUGCAACAUGGGAUGAAAAGUGUCAAUCGUCGUAUAUCUGGGUCCCUGAAACUAGAACGUAUUUGACAUUUGAGAAUAAGAGGAGUAUAUCUGCGAAAGUGAAAUAUGUGAAUGAGAAUCAUUUGGGAGGAGUAUGGAUCUGGUCAGUUGAUAUGGAUGAUGAGAAUAACAGUUUGCUGAAUGCACUAUCAUCGAAUGAACUGUGCUCGAAUAGCAGUGGAAGCAGACCAGUUUACAAAUGCUGA
This is a messenger RNA of Caenorhabditis remanei, 981 nucleotides long. RefSeq lists its product as uncharacterized. Gene Ontology annotation, molecular function: chitin binding. The transcript has 2 exons. NCBI's taxonomy places the organism in Eukaryota, Metazoa, Nematoda, Chromadorea, Rhabditida, Rhabditidae. Gene Ontology annotation, biological process: carbohydrate metabolic process. The record is from RefSeq and is a predicted model, not a curated record. Bases 1 to 981 code for a protein of 326 amino acids.